AUGACUCACAGAUGGUGGUUCAAAGGUGCGCGGUGGUUGGCAUGGUGGCGUAGGACUGGUGAGGUAAUGACUGGUUCCAAUGAGGGGGUCGCAAAUCAAAUUGGGGCACAACUGGGCAGUGGUGGUUUGCGAUGGUUGGUUGGGGCUCACAAUAGCCACUACUGGGGACGUGUUGGUUGUCGGUGA
Messenger RNA from Sphenostylis stenocarpa, 186 nucleotides. The record is from the annotation of a GenBank genome assembly. NCBI's taxonomy places the organism in Eukaryota, Viridiplantae, Streptophyta, Magnoliopsida, Fabales, Fabaceae.